GCUUCUACAGAGAAGAUUCCCCAUUCGGCUAUUCCCUCGCUGCAUUUCGAGUAUCUUUUACAUUUUUUUACCUGAAGACAAAAGAAACGGGAGUUGUUUAUUGGAAGUAACCCUUUGUAUUUGGUGAAACUACUCUAUCCUCCUCUUUGUCCUUUUGUUCCAUUUCUUCAACAUAUUGGAAUCAAAUUCUGAUCUGGGUUUUCAAUUUCUUGAUCUGGGUUUCAAAAAUCUUAGCUUUUUGUUCAUUUCUCAUAUCCACAUUCACCUCUAUUCACAAAUUUCUCUUACUGGUAUUCAAGAACCCAUUUUUCUUCUUCUUUCUCAUCUUUUUCCCCUCCCCUUAAAGGGUCUAACAUUUUAUUCAUACAUUUUUUUUUUUUUGGUAUUGAUGUUGUGAAAAAUGCCUAGGAAAAGGACAAAGACAUGAUUUUUGGUGUGAGCUGAAUGAGGAAUAUCAUUUAGUUUUGUGUAGAAUGAAUGAUUAUAAUGUUCUUGGCUAUAUUUGCAAAAAUGAUAGCUUUAUAACAUAUACGUAUUAGUUUUUACUCACUGAAAUAGAAUUACAAUGGCAGAGAGAAAUGUACAUUCUAUGGGAAUUUUUGGUAGAAAAUCCUUAUUUAGUAUGUUUGCAAUUACUUCUGUUAUGUUCAUGCUAUCUUUGUUAUUUGUGCUGCGUUCAACUUCCCGGAGACACUUAUUUUACCUUAAUAUAUUACCAAAGUCCAAGAUUCUUGCUUUAUCCGAUGAAGGUUAUACACAAUCCAGUGCUCAAAUUGAUUAUUCUAACAAAGGAACAUUGAGAAAGUACAAUUUGUUUAAGUGCAGUCCUAGUAAACAAGUGCUCAAAGUUUUUAUGUAUAACCUGCCCCCACAAUUUCAUUUUGAAUUAUUGGGAUGGAAAUCUGAGGGGAAGAGUGUUUGGCCUGAUAUCAGGAAUUCGGUUCCUGAAUAUCCCGGUGGACUAAACUUGCAGCACAGUAUCGAAUAUUGGUUGAUUUUGGAUCUUUUGUCUUCUGAGUUUGAUGAUAAUUUGAAUGGUCGAAGUGCUAUAAGAGUGCAUAAUUCAAGUGAAGCUGAUGUGGUAUUUGUUCCUUUCUUUUCGUCGAUUAGUUAUAAUCGGUUUUCAAAGCUUAAGCCAGGGCAGAAAACUAGCACGAACGUGUUGUUACAGGAAAAGUUAGUUGCGUUUUUGACUGCUCAAGAGGAAUGGAAAAGAACAGGAGGAAAAGAUCAUAUCAUUGUUGCACACCAUCCGAAUAGCCUUUUGGAUGCAAGAAUGAAGCUUUGGCCUGCAAUUUUUGUACUUUCAGACUUUGGAAGGUAUCCUCCCACAAUAGCUAAUGUUGAGAAGGACGUGAUUGCACCUUACAAGCAUGUAAUCAGGAACUAUGACAAUGACACUUCUGGUUUUGAUAGUCGACCAACUUUGCUCUACUUCCAGGGAGCUAUCUACAGAAAAGAUGGUGGAACUAUUCGACAAGAGUUAUUCUAUAUGCUGAAAGAUGAGAAAGAUGUUCACUUCUCCUUUGGUAGUAUUCUGAAAAAUGGAGUAAAACAAGCAACUCAAGGCAUGCACUCUUCCAAAUUCUGUCUUAACAUCGCAGGUGACACUCCGUCAUCAAACCGUCUCUUUGAUGCUAUCGCGAGUCACUGUGUACCAGUCAUCAUUAGUGAUGAAAUCGAGCUUCCCUAUGAAGAUGUUCUUGACUAUUCAGAGUUCUGCAUAUUCGUCCGUACAUCAGAUGCUCUCAAAGAAAAUUACCUCAUAAACUUCAUAAGGAGCAUCACAAAAGAAGAGUGGACUAGAAUGUGGGCGAGGUUAAAAGAGAUCGAAAAUCUGUUUGAGUAUCGAUAUCCUUCCAAGGACAAUGAUGCAGUUCAAAUGGUCUGGCAAGCUAUCGCCCGUAAGGUUCCUGCUAUCAAUUUGAAGUUGCAUAAAUCGUCGAGGUAUUUUCCGACCCCUGUAUCGAAAGAAAUAGGGCUGAAGUCAUUUCCCUUGCCAAAGAAUAUUUUGUAAGAACUGAACAUUCAGUAGGAUUUUGAGAGUUCUGAAAUGACAUCUGAUAUGUUCCUGUGAAAUGCUGUCUGCAGCAAUUUUUUGCCCAAAUUUUUGUAACUUAACCAAUUGUUGCAAACAAUAGAUUUAUAGAAACAUAGAAAAAGAAAGUUGUAAUGUUUAGGUCUCUGCUUGCUGAAUAGCUAAGAGAUUUUUGGUCAAUUUGUUCAUUCAUUUAUUUUU
Messenger RNA from Nicotiana attenuata, 2239 nucleotides. RefSeq names its product probable arabinosyltransferase ARAD1. NCBI's taxonomy places the organism in Eukaryota, Viridiplantae, Streptophyta, Magnoliopsida, Solanales, Solanaceae. The transcript is spliced from 2 exons. The coding region runs from base 566 to 2017 and encodes 483 amino acids. Gene Ontology annotation, molecular function: glycosyltransferase activity. The record is from RefSeq and is a predicted model, not a curated record.